GUUCUUCUCGGGUGGUCGCGUCGGGCUUUAAAACGGCCAUGACCAGCGCCAGUCCUCGUCAAAGGAUUCCGCCAAUAUUUUGCUAAGACAGAAAGUUCAAUUGAUUCUGAUUAACUACUAGAUUUUCUACUCUGUGCUCUAGAACCGAAGUAUACCACCUCCGAUACUUGCCAUCAUGAUGAACGCCGUGGUCAUUCACACCCCCGGCCCCCCUAAUGUCCUGCAGGUCAUACAGCGUCCCAUCCUGCAGCCGAGGCCGGGACAGGUGCGGAUCAAAGUCCAGGCAUUCGGACUGAACCGGUCCGAAAUGUUCACCCGACAGGGGCACUCGCCCGUGCAGUUCCCUCGCAUCCUCGGGAUCGAAGCGGUGGGUGUCAUUGACGCCGUGGGUCCAGAUACAGGUCUGGAGCAUCAGUUCCCCCUCGGGAGCACCGUUGCCACUGCCAUGGGCGGGAUGGGUCGCACCUAUGACGGCGGAUACGCAGAGUAUACGUGUGUGUCGGCGAAACAGGUGCAGAUCGUCAAGACCAGCCUGCCCUGGGGAGUGCUGGGCGCGUUGCCGGAGAUGCUGCAGACGGCGUGGGGCGCGCUGAUGAGGUCGCUUUCACUCAGGGCCGGAGAUCGGGUGCUGAUUCGAGGGGGCACGACGUCUGUCGGGCUUGCGGCGGCGGCGAUCGCGAAGACGCAUGGGGCGUUUGUGGUGUCGACGACGCGGAAGAGGGAGCGCGAGGCGAUGCUGCGCGAGUCGGGAGCGGACGAGGUCUGGGUGGAUGAUGGCGCGCUGGCGGGCCAGAUUGCUCGGUCCGGGGAGUUGUUCGAUAAGGUGCUGGAGCUGGUGGGGACGAGCACGGUGGCUGAUUCGCUGCGCUGCGUGAAGAAAGGGGGUACGGUCUCGAUCACCGGCAUUGUGGGAAAUCAGUGGCACCUCGAGAAAGUCAAUCCGAUGGAGCUGAUCCCGUCGGAAACCAAAUUGACGGUGUAUAGCGGCUCGGAUGAGGAUUUCAUGGCUACGCCGUUGAAUGAGCUGGUGAGGAUGGUCGAGGACGGCAGGUUGAAGGUGCGCGUUGGUCGGGUGUUUAAAAUGGAGGAGAUUGCUGAUGCUCACGAAUGUAUGGAGAGGGACGAGGCUCAGGGCAAACUGGUGGUGUUGCCAUGAUUGACCACUCUAGAGAAUAUCCUACGGAUAUGCCAGCGGGAAACAGUAUU
Molecule: messenger RNA, 1206 nt
Organism: Aspergillus steynii IBT 23096
Lineage: Eukaryota; Fungi; Ascomycota; Eurotiomycetes; Eurotiales; Aspergillaceae
Product: zinc-binding alcohol dehydrogenase family protein
Exons: 1
Coding region: 176-1156 (326 amino acids)
Molecular function (GO): oxidoreductase activity
Source: RefSeq, a predicted model, not a curated record